AUGUCCGCCACCGAGCGUCGGCAGCGGAUCAUGCGUCGUAUUCAUACGCUACAAUCCGAAGACACCGGAUAUAGUAAUGAAGCGGACUCGCGACGCAGUAGCACGGCUUCGGUGAAAGAUGAAGCAUCGGCACCUCCAUCCGCUUCAAUUAAUCCAAACUUGUUGUUUGUGCCCGAUAUUAGAUCGCUCGGUUUGGAUCGUGGUGAAGUGCCACCGCAUAAAAGGGAUGCCAUUGAGAAAAUUCCAAUGCGAGCCAGAUCACAGAGUUGGUUGAUUCGAACGCGACAUCUUCUUCAUGAGGAGAGAGAACCACCACCACUUAUUUCUCAUAUGAUGCUCAUUUUCUCCUUUCUGCUCAUUCUUCUCUCAUUCCCCUGGUGUCUAUUCUUCUGUGUGAAAGUAGUCAAAGAAUAUCAAAGAGCUGUGAUCUUCCGGUUGGGUAGGCUUAUCAAGGGAGGAACAAAGGGUCCCGGCCUGUUCUUCGUGCUGCCAUGCAUCGAUACAAUGAAGAUAGUGGACCUUCGAGUACUUUCGUUCGAUGUUCCACCACAAGAAAUUCUGAGUAGAGACUCUGUGACAGUUUCUGUAGAAGCUGUUAUCUAUUUCCGAGUUUCCAAUCCAGUCAUCUCUGUUACAAAUGUCAAUGAUGCUCAGUUCAGUACACGUCUUCUAGCUCAAACCACUCUUCGAAAUGUUCUGGGUACCAAAACGCUCAGUGAAAUGCUCAGUGAACGUGAUGCCAUUGCCAGUAUAACAGAAAAGGUGCUCGACGAAGGAACCGAUCCAUGGGGUGUGAAAGUGGAGCGUGUCGAGAUUAAAGAUAUUCGCCUCCCACACCAACUUAUGAGAAGUAUGGCGGCAGAAGCAGAAGCUGUCAGAAAAGCUCGUGCGGCGAUCAUUGCGGCACAAGGAGAGAAGGAUGCUAGCGCAAACAAUACUAUUGUGAUGCCGUACCCGAUUGAAGUCGCCAAGCACUUCCUGAAGAAGUUCCAUCACAAAACUUGA
Caenorhabditis briggsae is the source of this 1005-nucleotide messenger RNA. RefSeq names its product Protein CBR-STO-5 (gene Cbr-sto-5). Lineage: Eukaryota; Metazoa; Nematoda; Chromadorea; Rhabditida; Rhabditidae. The record is from RefSeq and is a predicted model, not a curated record. The transcript has 6 exons. Bases 1 to 1005 code for a protein of 334 amino acids. Gene Ontology annotation, cellular component: plasma membrane.